This is a messenger RNA of Volvox carteri f. nagariensis, 1127 nucleotides long. RefSeq lists its product as uncharacterized. The transcript has 3 exons. Gene Ontology annotation, cellular component: centrosome; ciliary basal body. NCBI's taxonomy places the organism in Eukaryota, Viridiplantae, Chlorophyta, Chlorophyceae, Chlamydomonadales, Volvocaceae. The coding region runs from base 70 to 405 and encodes 111 amino acids. The record is from RefSeq and is a predicted model, not a curated record.
CAUUAUUAAAUAUAUUUAAAGCUUCCAACAGGCUUCAGGCGACAAACUUUUUCGCGCCUUCGAACAAAAAUGUCCGCGCAAGGGACCGCUCUGCAGAACCACAACAACGAGCUUGUAAAAUGCAUCGAGGACCUGCGCGAGAAGCGUGAAGAGAUAAUCAAGCAACUUCGAGAGGAUGACGCAGAGAAGGCUAAGAUAACGCAGGACCUUCAGAUUCUGACAAAGCGCUUGGCACAAGUCAACGACUCUAUCGCCCGUAAGACGGAAACCAAGAAUGAGUACGACAAGGUCAUUAGUGAGACGGAGGCAGCCUAUCUUAAGAUCCUUGAGAGCUCGCAGACAUUGUUGACCGUCCUCAAGCGCGAGGCGGUGAACAUUGCGAAGAAGAAGCAGGCGAGCUCGUGAGAUGCAGUACGCCAGCUCAAUGCAUUACAGCGUAUUAGACAUAGGUUGUUCAGCAUACACGCAUGGACUGCGGAGCACUGAGAAGCGCGCGAUACAUGCGGUCAAGCCUGGGGCAAUUGGCCUUCAUUUUAGGCGAUUCGGUUAGAGGAUUCAAUUCAAAGGAACAAUGUCACCUUUCGCGAUAAUAUGGGGGUAACGGUGGCAACGAACUCACGUGUGCAAUCGUUACCUACGAUACUUACUUACGACUUGCGUGUACGGCACUGGACUGGAAUGGUAGCUAGUGUAUUCUCGUAUCUGUGUAGCUAGCGCAUCCUUUUGCCUGUGCUAACGUUUUCUAAAGUUUUCAUCUAGUGCAGGUGCACUGAGAGCGCUUGACCUGAGGGGGUAUUAGCCACAGACAGCACGUAGCAGUGUUGGCUUAACGCUGCUGAAAAGCUUGCCAUGACCAUGCAUAGCCCCUUGUAAUGACUGGUAGGGCACGUUAUGUUGCUAUUCCAGGGCACAAGGUAGACCCUGGCCACUGCAUGAUCACAUGGAUGUUCGUGUGUUAACAUUAGUAAUGUAAAGUAAACGAGGAGAACACGUCUUCGUACACUUUUUGAGCUGAGUCGAAUUAGCCCCGACGCUGCGUCGGGGCUGUUGUUGGCCGUCAGGUGAACAGGACCGAGACUUUGCUCGUUUACUCUUGGUCCGGCCGUUUUUCGUACGCAUGCUUGCUC